CAAAGUCUUGGGGCGGAUACGCCAUGGCCUAUGGUCUGCUGAGAAACUGGGAUCGGUAAGCUGGAAUGAUCAAAUCUGCAGAUGCGGGAGACCAGGUCGCAGAUCGAAGUGUCAUCGAUGGCAGCCUUGAUUGCGAGAAACUUCAUUGGCAAUUGCCCGGAAGAAUGUGUGGUGCUGCUCCAAGCACGUUACCAUUGCCUCCGUCGUAUCGAUAUCACCACCUGCCGAUUGGCGAGUUCCAGCUCUGGAGACAUCUGUGCUUGGGGAUUUGCUUCACCUUUCUGGCCUGGCAAUUCUGCGAAGCAGACAUUGUGGGGGGCAAUUUGGAGCGCGGUAUUGCCUUCUAUCUGCAGAGGUGGCAACGACUGGCGGAGCCUUCGAAUGAGCGACCUGGCAUCCUCUGGGAUGGUCGCAACCAUCUUCUUGGUGGUUCGUCACUGCCAUUCGAAGAUGCCAUGGAAAGGAAAUUGCACAUCGGGAUGCGCCGCCUACACUGCUGAGAUGCUCGAUGCAUUUCUGUUUUGGAUUCGAAGUCAAAGACGGCUGGGCGCAAAGACUUGGAUCUCAAUGGCACGCCAGCGAAUGCUGGGAUCAUCCUUCUUGUACCUGGUCCGCUGGAUCGAGCAGCUCCGCUUCUCCACUGGCAUCUUCAGCUAUCAUGGAUCAUCGGAGACGUGGAUUGCUGAUGAAUCUGGCUUGGUUUACUGGCUCUAUCAGAUCACAACAUCGAGCUGGGUACUUGCAUGGCCAAAGACGCCGGCAUUGGGAACUUCAAAAGAAAAUGG
Molecule: messenger RNA, 785 nt
Organism: Cladocopium goreaui
Lineage: Eukaryota; Dinophyceae; Suessiales; Symbiodiniaceae
Source: the annotation of a GenBank genome assembly